Xiphias gladius (swordfish) is the source of this 828-nucleotide messenger RNA. RefSeq lists its product as uncharacterized. Gene Ontology annotation, biological process: protein dephosphorylation. NCBI's taxonomy places the organism in Eukaryota, Metazoa, Chordata, Actinopteri, Istiophoriformes, Xiphiidae. The coding region runs from base 127 to 675 and encodes 182 amino acids. The transcript has a single exon. Gene Ontology annotation, molecular function: MAP kinase tyrosine/serine/threonine phosphatase activity. The record is from RefSeq and is a predicted model, not a curated record.
CAGCGUGUGCGCUCACACAAGUUUGGCCUUCCUGAGUUGCCUUACUAGUAGCAGUAGGCGUCUGUCCCGCGUUGCCUGAUCCAGGAUACUCACAAUAUUUUUGCCGCGGUAAAUUGCCUACUGUGUAUGCAUCGGUCGGGUCCUGCAGGUCUCUCGGGCCUGUGCCAAGUCACCGAUCAUCUUUAUCUCAGUAAUGGCAGAGCCGCCGGUGAUCCCGCGCAGGUGACUCGGUAUGAGAUCAGCUGCAUCGUCAACGUUACCGAGACCGCGAGCAGCCGCCCUCCUCCUACUCCCGGGCUCGAGUACAUCCACAUCCCGGUCUCGGACUCCCCGCUGUCUCCUCUCAGCGGUCACUUUGACGAGGUGGCGGAUCAAAUACAGCACACUGCAGAGCGCGGAGGGCGCACCUUGGUGCACUGCAACGCCGGCGUGAGCCGCUCCGCCGCCCUGUGCAUGGCCUAUCUGAUGAAGCACCGGGGUGUGACACUCCUGGACGCCCACAGGUGGGUGAAGGCCUCUCGGCCCGUGGUGAGGCCGAACAGUGGCUUCUGGAAGCAGCUCAUCCGGUAUGAGAUGGAGCUUCGUGGGUGCAACUCUGUCCGAAUGGUCUCCUCCCCCAUUGGAGAGAUACCAGACAUAUAUGAAGAGGAGGCCAGAAAUAUGGUGCCACUAUGAGCACCUUACCUUGCUGCAAUACUUUAUGUGUGGGGCAGUGGGACAUGGAUUCGCAGUGAUGAAAUGUACUGUGUCGCCUAUGUGCGGUGGCAGUAACCAAAAAUGAUGUUUAUUCAUGGAAAGAGACAUAAAGAAUGUUCCUUCUUGACCUAU